AUGCACGCAGCGCUGCAGACGACGGAGCUUGUGCUUGAUAUCCUCUCUCACCUCGAGCAUGUCGACCUCGCCGCUGUCGCGAGGACAUGCUCGAGAUUAUCAGGGCCGGCCCUCAGCCAGAUUUGGAAGCAUAUUUGUGGCUUGGAACACAUCCUUGAUCUCCUACCGGGAGGCAAAAUUAGCCUGGAGAAGACGCCAGUCCACCAAUAUCAUGUUGCUGGGUCCACCGAGAAUUCGGACGUGGAACGGGUCAAAUACUAUGCAGGCUUCGUCAGAUCAUGGGCACUCAGGCCUUCCAUCGAUGAUAUCUCGACCCAGGAUCUGCAGAAAGUGCUCGCUGGCCUGCGCGGGCAAACUUUGUUCCCAAACCUCCGGAAGUUCACAUAUCUAGGACCAUCUCCUUGUGCUCCGCUCCUACUCUCCGUCAUAGGACCGUCAGUCACGAGCCUUCAGUUAUGGUACAGCUUUGGAGCGGAGCUAGGCGUGAACGCCAGACCUGAAGACGUCGACUACAGUGCUGAGAGGGAUCUCCUCCUUGCAAUCAAGGAAAGAAAACCCCGAGCUCCUGUCACAACACUAUCUCUCUCCGUGGAUCUUCCCUGUACUGAAUUUGUUCGUUCGGUCCUGACCGACUGGGACGAACUGGAAGACCUUUCACUCUAUACAGACUGCGUAGACCCGCCCAUGAUCAUGACCUUCCCCGCCCUACCGCGGCUCAAGAAGCUCAUGCUGUAUAUUGCAGUCAAUGGCUUCCAUCGCUCGCCCCUCGCUGUGCAACCGUCGUUCGCCAGCGCUAGUGCACUGUCAUCGCUGUAUCUCUGUGGGGAGUCCGUAAAGGACGCCUUGUCCAUCCUUCGUCCUAUCUCAUUGUCCGAACUCAUCCUCGACGGGAAGCUAGCCGCUUCAGACUUCCGCGACAUUUGCGCGCACAUGCGUAAAAUCGGCAUACCCUCAUCAUUACAGAAAAUGACCUUCCGGCAGUCCCGUCCGAACGAAGAUGAUGAGGCGUAUGCCCGAGAGGCCCUACUCAUGCAGCAUAUACAACCCCUGUUCUUCUACCAAAACCUUACAGAGGUCAUGCUUGUCUUCGUCAUCACUUCCCUGACGGAUGAUGAUAUAGGCCUCCUCGCGUGCUCCUGGCCCCACCUGCGCUCCCUAUGCAUAGAAACGACGGGCACGACGCGGCCUCUCAUCACACUCUCCGGUAUCCUUGCCUUCGCGCAGUACUGCCCCUAUCUUGAAUUCCUCAGGCUACCGGUGGACGCGACCAAGAUAUGCGUACCCGAUUCUGCCAACGUACCCUUCCCUCGCGCACAUCGUCGCCUACGCACUUUAUACAUCGACGAGUCCCCUAUAUUCUCUCCGGGGAUGGUGGCUUCCUUCUUGACGAGAUUCUUUCCUGGCAUCAGACCAGAAGGCCUCACAACUGGCAAAGGGCCUGCAUCUAACAAACGAGCGAAAAUGUGGACAGACGUGCGAACAUUAAUCCCCCUCUUCCUGGAUGCACGGAUGACCGGUAUUCACGGAGGGAUGAACCCGAUGUAG
Messenger RNA from Schizophyllum commune H4-8, 1545 nucleotides. RefSeq lists its product as uncharacterized. The transcript is spliced from 2 exons. Gene Ontology annotation, molecular function: protein binding. NCBI's taxonomy places the organism in Eukaryota, Fungi, Basidiomycota, Agaricomycetes, Agaricales, Schizophyllaceae. The coding region runs from base 1 to 1545 and encodes 514 amino acids. The record is from RefSeq and is a predicted model, not a curated record.